AAAGAGAUCGAGCUAAUUGAUUCUGAUAGGUUUGAAGUAGGAUUUUGCAGCACAAUUUUAGUUUUGACCAACGACAAUGUUUCGGCAAAUUUCGUUUCCGAAGAUAGGUUAAGAGUGCGAUCUCAA
Messenger RNA from Acaulospora colombiana, 126 nucleotides. The record is from the annotation of a GenBank genome assembly. NCBI's taxonomy places the organism in Eukaryota, Fungi, Glomeromycota, Glomeromycetes, Diversisporales, Acaulosporaceae.